AUGGGGCUGGAUUACAGUGUGGAAAAUGAAGAGAUAGUGACUGAUGUGGCUGAGGCCAUGCUGAGCCCUACUUUUGUUCUGUGGGAUGUUGGCUAUCCCCUAUAUAUAUAUGGUUCUAUUUUUAUUAUUAUCCUAAUUAUCUGGCAACUUAAAAGGAAUUACCAUAGAAUUACACUGAAAUCUAAAAGGAGCUACUGCCAGCAUUACCGGAAAGUUAAGCUAAGGUCAAGAAACGCAGCAUCAAGAGCUAGGAGUCAUUUUGAAGAAGAAUUUGAGAAGCCAAAGAAACUGCUUUCUGUGAUUAAAAGCCAGGGCUGGCACCCUCAGGAAGGAAGUGUGCGGCAACUCCUGUGCGCAAAUCCAUGCUGUGACAUCUGCAAUGAUGUGGCUCUGGAGAUUCAGCAGCUACUGGCAGACACCAAAAGUCAGAGCUCCGUCACCCAGUUGCAUGCUCCGUCACCUAGUUUAGCCAGCGUCCAUGAUUAUUGGGCUGAGCACAACCAGCUAAACGAGGAAUUUCAAGUCAAAGAAGUGCCCAAGGAUCCAGAGACCAGUUUAUAUUUAAGGCCAGAAAACCCUAAUGCUCCUAACAUCCAGCAGGCAGUGAUGCAAAGAAGCCCCAACUUUAUCUGUGGGUAUCAAGGCCUGAAUCCCCCAGUCCCAAUGCUGACUAUGAACCAAAAUAUAACUGCCAAUACUCUGGCACACCCUGUGGCCAUGCACAUGGUCACUGUGCACCCGACCCACCCGUCAAUUUAUAAUCCUGAAAUCCUGAGGCUGCUUGAAGUACAUAUGAAAAAAUGGAUGCACUUCCAGAGGUGGGGGCUUCCUAGACGAGUGGAGGAGUCAAUGAGGCAGUUUAUGCCACACCCACCACUCUUUUACCAACCUGAAAACAACCAACCACUUUCUUUCAUCCAGCAUUAUCCUCCUAAUUUGGCUAUAGAAAGAUUUGGGACUUUAUCUUACCAGACCUGGGGUUCAUGUAUGGCUGGCCAGCCCACCCAGGCCUUCUGGGUUUCAGAAUGGUCCAUAAUUGACCCAGCACAUCAAUACCACUAUCAGCGAAUCCAAAACCACCUGUCUCUAGUCUUACCCUCUCCAGCUUUUAAAGACUUAGACAGUUUCUAUACACUUCCUGGCCAACAGAUUGAUGAUUCGAUGAGUGAUUUGCAGCAAAAAUACAGACAGUUAUUUUGUGGCCUCCCUUCUUUGCAUAGUGAGUCCCUGCAUUCAGGAUGGUGUUCUCAAGAAUUGUCCUUGAAUGAGAGCUUGUCUAGGCUGCCCAUGAAGGAUCAUUUUCUCUUUCAAAAGCUCUCUCUUCUCCCCUUAUUACCUAAAACACCACCCCAGUCAGUCCAACCCUCUUUCCAACCAUCCUCAAAUGAGAUCCCUUCAUCAGAACGCCAGGAAACUCAGAAUAAUGUCCCAUUUUUGACUUUAGCUGAGUGUGAAGCUUUGGAGUGGCACUUGCUACAGAAGCAAUUCCAACUGCAGUGGGGUUUGCCAGCAAUUUUUCAAGGCUCUCAGCAUGUCCUGAGCCCCAUGCAACAUAUGCCCUAUGACAAAUCCCCAUCCUCUGGAACAGUGGAAACUUCUUGGCCACAGGAGCCUACCUCAGUCCACACCAGGGGAUUCUUAUUCUUUCUGGAGCAUUCCAGGAGGCCACUGGAUUUUCACCUCCAAAGGCAGUUGAUUCAUCAUCCCUGGAGCCUGUAUGAGAAGACCCAGCAGCCCAGAAAGCUGGUUCUGUCCCACAAUGACCAGCAGCCUCUGUCAUGGAGAAAAACAGGAGUAGACACCAAUGUGAGUGUCUCCAAGCCCACAGACCUAGAAGCCACUUUAGCUGGUGAGCCAUUCUCACAUCUCAUGCACACAGAGGUAGUUCACACACCACACUUGUUUGCCCAGGCCAAGGCAAUAUUACAGAGCCACAUACAUUCAAAAUGUGGGCAGAUUCUCCAGGGCAACGUCCCUGCCUGUAUAUAUAGUUCCUGGGGACAUAGUAUUCCUGAAAAUCUGAAAGUAGCUCCUUUCACCUGCAUCCCAGAAAGCAAGAACUUGGAGUUACAGGCAGCAACUGAUUCAGGUUCACAAGAUGAACCAAUACCCAGGAGUCCAGUGACCCUUGAUCAACAGAAACAAGACCCAUCAGAUGCAGUCCCUGCACACUCGAAGGUACCCCAAAUCCUGUCUAAGGCAGCCCUUGAGAAGCUGGAGGUAACGUUGAGGCACAAAUAUAUGGCCUUCUUGUCAGGGUUUCCUGCUCUUUAUUAUGUGACUCUCUCCAGGGCCAUGUCCCCUGAAAGAAUUACCCAAGCUAUAAUGACAGAGAUGCUUCCAAAGGCUGUAGAAAGCCCAGCCGAAUCUCUGACUCAGAAGAUCUCAUCAGAAAAGCUGUGUCUAAGUCCUGAACCAUGCUCAAGAGACACUGAAAACACUUGUGCUGAUGCUGCAGAUGACUUCCAGGCUGAAGCACAAAUGGAAGAAGUAGCUGAGCCAGUGACUCUAGAAAGUGAGUCAGAGCCUCUUAGAUCCAUCUUACUCCAAAACACUAAAUGUGGCAAACUCAAUUUCCAUCUGAAAAAGAAGAUCCUCGAGGUACAGUUGGGAAUCCCUAUUAAGGCAAAGGAGUCCAGGAAAAGAAAUCUAGAAAUCAUAACCACACUGGAGUCUCUUGGGACUUUAAACAAGAAAGAGAAAACAUUGUCCGACGAUAUCAUCGUCCCAGCAGAUACUCCUUGUGACCUAAAUCCAGACCAGCUCCACCAUAAAACACAGUCAGGCAUUGAGUUAAAGGCGGUACUGCAGAAUCAGAAGCAACCUCUUGCCAGUGAAGUACCCCAGGAUUCUAACAACUGGGUCGCCAAGAUCUCACAGCCCAGUGGAGAGAUCACAGAGACCCAGGUGCUUUGUGUUCAACUGGAAGCCACUGUGAGCAACCCCAUUGUAGAAGAGCCUUCGGAUCAUGAGUCUCAUAGCUCUGGCAAAAGUAUGGACUCAGCCCAAGUCUCCACACUGGCAGAAAAGAAAGAAGAUAGAGAGAUACCCAAAAAUGUGGGCAACCAGGGAGAAGAGGAUGCUGGUCCCCGGGAUAACCUUCAGCUUACGCUUCCAAAGCAGACUCUAGGAACCCAUGACAGAAAACACUCUGAGAAGAGUAACCUGAGAGGCAGCCAAACCAAAGAGAAUGUCAUCCUCAAACCAGCAAGGGUUGCUCAGUAUGCCCAGUCCACACGGCCUCACAUGUCUCAGGGCCAGGCUCUCCUGAAACAACCCCUGCAGAGGAAGCCAUUGCAGGGCCAAACAUUGCAAAAUCGAGUUGUGCAAGGCCAGAGAAUGCCAGUCCCUACUCACAAAAGGCCCAGCCUUGCAGAAUCAGACUUGAGAAGUAAGAUGAAAUCCUUUCUGCACUCUAUUAACCCCCCCAAGACAAUGGCCAAUAGGCAUGAGGAGCACAUGCUCUAUUCAGCAGAGAAAGUAACCAGAAAAGAAAAUGUUCAAAGGAACCUGGCUCCAGCCAAGAGUCCCAUGGAGCAAAGAGGGAAGCCCAAGGCCCAAUGUCCCCCCACUCCGAAGCAGGCUCUGUGUCCAUCUGGAGUUCAGGUGGUGGAGCAAAAUGGGCCCACCCCACAAACUGCUUAG
Molecule: messenger RNA, 3645 nt
Organism: Sorex fumeus (smoky shrew)
Lineage: Eukaryota; Metazoa; Chordata; Mammalia; Eulipotyphla; Soricidae
Product: protein SPATA31F1-like
Exons: 8
Coding region: 1-3645 (1214 amino acids)
Source: RefSeq, a predicted model, not a curated record